UGGGUCACGUGGCGGAGCAGCAAGAUGGCGGUGCGCGGAGCGUGACCGAGGAGCCCCGCAGUGUGCACAGAGCCGCCUGCGCCAUGGUGACGGAGCAGGAGGUGGAGGCCAUCGGCCGCACGCUGGUGGACACGGAGCAGCCGCUGCCCACCCGGUUCCGCGCCCUCUUCACCCUGCGGAACUUGGGCGGCCGCGCGGCCGUGGAGUGGAUCAGCCGCGCCUUUGGAGACGGCUCGGCGCUGCUGAAGCACGAGCUGGCCUUUUGCCUGGGCCAGAUGCAGGAUGAGGCGGCCAUCCCGGUGCUCGUCCGCGUGCUGGAGGACACGGCCCAGGAGCCCAUGGUCAGGCACGAGGCAGGUGAAGCCCUGGGCGCUAUUGGGAACCCUGACGUGCUGGAUAUCCUGAAACGCUACUCCGAGGAUCCUGUGGUCGAGGUGGCAGAGACUUGUCAGCUGGCUGUGAGGAGGCUGGAGUGGCUGCAGAACAACAAGGAGAAGGGAGGCACCAGCCCGUACCUCUCUGUAGAUCCUGCUCCCCCCGCUGAGGAGACGGAUGUGGCCAAGCUGCGGGAGAUCCUCCUGGAUGAGUCCCAGGAGCUGUUUGACCGCUACCGGGCCAUGUUUGCCCUGCGGAACGUGGGGGGCCAGGCUGCCGUGCUGGCACUGGCAGAAGGGCUGCGCUGCGGCAGCGCGCUGUUCCGCCACGAGAUCGGGUACGUGCUGGGGCAGCUGCAGGACGAGGCGUGCGUGCCUCAGCUGACGGCCGCGCUGCGCAGCCGCGCCGAGAGCCCCAUGGUGCGGCACGAGUGCGCCGAGGCGCUGGGCUCCAUCGCCCGGCCCUCCUGCCUGCGCGCCCUGCGCGCCUUCGCCGGCGACGAGGAGCGCGUGGUGCGCGAGAGCUGCCAGGUGGCCCUGGACAUGUACGAGUACGAGAACAGCGGCCAGUUCCAGUACGCCGACAGGCUCUGCAAGCUGCAGGCCUCCUCCUGAGCCUGGACUGGGGGCACUCGGGUGGGUGUGCUGCCUCCCACCCCCUCCUGCCGCCAGCGGCUCUUUCACAGCCUCCUCUGUCGGCGUGGAUCCGUGCCUUUCCGCGCAGAGCUGGAGGAGGGACUGAGUUUGAUCUCUGGCACAAUUACAACCACCUCUUCCCUCCAAAUCCAGGCUGAGCUGCUACUUGCCUCCCCACCGCUGUUUCCUGGAUCUGCCCCUUUUUCCUGCCAGGAUCGGCACUGCCUGUGCGCAGCGUGGCUCGGGGCUUGGACCAGGUGGGCUCUGCUUGGCACGUCAGAGCCUGCUGCAGCUCUGCAGGGCUUGGGCCUGCCCUGGAUUGGUGCUGCCACGUUGGCAGCUCCAUUCUCCCCAGCUGAGCUUUGCUGGGGGCUAGGAUGGGCUUUGGGAACCCGCUCUUGUGGGCUAUGGUGUUGGGAUGCUUCGAAAUUGCUCUUGGUGCUCAUGCCGAGCCGGGGCCCUCCUCGCCCCCGCAGUGGGUUCGGCUUCUCCUGUUGGGACAGGCUGGAGCUGAGCCUGUGGCAGCCUCUGCCCCAGGAUGGGGGUUGUUUCAUGGCAAAGUUGGGAAGAUACAGCUGGGUUUUUUUCUGCAGGGAAGGGCGCUGCCAUUAGGGUGGGCAGGGUGAGGCAGAGCCUGCCUGGGCUUUCCCCGGUGUUUAACUGGGGCCAGGAGGGCUGAGGCUGCUGCUGGCACCCAAAUCUCUCUGCCAGCCCAGCCUGGGCACUGGGGUUUGGGGUUUGGCAGAGAAUAAAGCAUCGGCACAG
Messenger RNA from Ficedula albicollis (Collared flycatcher), 1775 nucleotides. RefSeq names its product deoxyhypusine hydroxylase/monooxygenase (gene DOHH). The record is from RefSeq and is a predicted model, not a curated record. Gene Ontology annotation, molecular function: deoxyhypusine monooxygenase activity. The coding region runs from base 84 to 989 and encodes 301 amino acids. Lineage: Eukaryota; Metazoa; Chordata; Aves; Passeriformes; Muscicapidae. The transcript is spliced from 6 exons. Gene Ontology annotation, biological process: peptidyl-hypusine biosynthetic process.